AUGAAUUUGCGGGUUCCGCACCCUGCUCUCCUAAGCGCCCACGAGACGCGUGUCUGCACCGGAACCACCGACGCAAUCAUGGCAUCUCCUCAACAGAUCAAGACACCUCUGACCGAGGCUUUCGGCAUCAAGCACCCAAUCAUGCUUGCCGGCAUGAAUGUCGCUGCUGGUCCUGAACUCGCUGCGGCCGUCACAAACGCAGGCGGGAUCGGCAUUAUCGGUGGCGUUGGAUAUACGCCAAAAGUGCUGCGCCGUCAGGUAGAAGAGCUGAAAGAACACUUGAAGGACAAGAACGCUCCGUUCGGCGUCGACUUGCUUUUGCCCAAGGUAGGAGGUUCCGCUCGAAAGACAAACACCGAUUACACCAACGGACAGCUUCCUGAACUCAUCGAUAUCAUCAUUGAGUCCGGAGCCAAGCUGUUUGUCUCGGCUGUCGGUGUCCCUCCCGUCGAGGUGGUCAAGAAGCUUCACGAUGCCAAGAUCCUCGUGGCUGGUAUCAUCGGCCACCCCAAGCACGCACCCAAGGUGAUCGAAGCUGGCGUCGACAUGGUCAUCUUCCAAGGUGGCGAGGGUGGUGGACACACUGGCGAUGUUCCUCUGUCAAUCCUUGCUCCUCGUGUCGUCGAUCUUUGCCGCGGACACAAGUCACCUCUCACCGGUAAGCCUAUCAUCACCGUCGCUGCUGGUGGUAUCUUCAACGGACGAGGUCUCGCUGCCUCGCUCGCCUACGGCGCUGAUGGUGUUUGGGUCGGUACACGAUUCGUCGCCUCUGUCGAGUCUGGCGCUCCCAAGGCACACAAGGAGGCCGUGCUCAAGUCGACCCACGAGACCGACAUCCGCACCAUCAUCUUCACCGGUCGUCCACUGCGUGUCUUCAAGACCCCGUACAUCAUGGACUGGGAAUCGCGUCCGGACGACAUCAAGAAGCUCACGGACAAGGGAACCAUCCCUGUCUACCACGAUCUCGACAACGACGACGAGGAAGGCACAAAGGAGGCGGGAGCCAGGCAGAGGUUCUUGCUCGGAAAGUGCGCUUCCGUCAUCAGCGACAUCAAGCCUGCUAAGGAGAUCGUAGACGAGAUGGUCAACGAGGCCGUCGCCGUGCUCAGGAACGGUAGUCAGCUGCUUGUCGGUGGCGGUGCUCGUCUCUAG
This is a messenger RNA of Pseudozyma hubeiensis SY62, 1152 nucleotides long. RefSeq lists its product as hypothetical. Gene Ontology annotation, molecular function: nitronate monooxygenase activity. Bases 1 to 1152 code for a protein of 383 amino acids. The record is from RefSeq and is a predicted model, not a curated record. NCBI's taxonomy places the organism in Eukaryota, Fungi, Basidiomycota, Ustilaginomycetes, Ustilaginales, Ustilaginaceae. The transcript has 3 exons.